AUGCCCAAAGAUAAAGAGGACGCCGCGGACGAGGCGGCGGCGGCCGAACCCGAGACGACGACCGAUCCCGCGUCGGAGGAUGACAUCGCGGAAGGCGACGCGGACGGAAUCGCCGCCGCGGACGACGACGGCGACGAGGCGACGGCGACGGACGACGCGGCCGCGAACGCCGCGGACGCGCCCGCGGAUCCGAGCGGCGAACCCAAGACCGCGACGAACGCCGACGCGCGCGACGGCGGCGACCGCGCGAAGAAGCCCGACGGCGGCGCCGCCGCCGCCGAGGACGCGGCGAGCGCCGGCGCGGCGCCCGUCGCCGCCGUUCGAUCCGCGCUGCGAAUCGAGAUCCCAGCCUCGCGCGCGGGGUACAUGAUCGGCCCUCGCGGCGCGAUCGUGAAGUACCUGCGCGACUCCACGCAGUGCGGCGUGCACGUGCAAGAGGGCGGGCGCUCGCACCGCGUCGUCGUCGUGACGUCGAGCGACGCCGCGGAUCAUCCCGAGCUCUUCCACGGCGUCGACGGCGUCCUCAAGUGUCACCUCCGAGCGACGGAGCAGGAGGUGGACCUGCACGCGCCGCCGGGGACGGACGGCGCGAGGCCGGCGGGGGAGUACGUCGCGCGGGUUGUGAUUCCGAGCUCGCAGCUCGCGGGGUGCGUGGGGGAGAUCCCGGAGGAGGAGGACGUCGCGCCGACGGCGGACGCGGACGCGGAUGCCGACGCCAACGCCAACGCCGCCGCCGCCAACGCCAACGCCCCGGACGCGACGUCGUCGCUUCCCGGCGUCGCGAUCGCCGCGGACAUCGCGUCGAACACGGGCGCGUCGAUCGCGCUGCGCCCGAAGACGGAAACGCUCGCGACGAAGCUCGACCACCGGACGAAUCCCCCGAGCGAGGACGAGGACCCUCUUCGUCUGAUCGACGCCCCGGACGUCAAGGAGGGAUACUUCCGACAGAAGCAGGAGGCGUUCGCGAAGGAGUUCGCGGCGAAGGGGUACAAGCAUAACCCGCACGGACGGAGCCCGGAUCCGAUCCCGGUCGGUCAGUGCAUGAUGACGUUCGUCGUGCGGCCCGAAUUCGCGGGCGGUUUGAUUGGCAAACGCGGGAGCGCCAUCACCGCGAUGCGCGACGCGUCCGGGGCGAAGAUCACCGUGCACGAUAACGGGCGUCUGAGCGGCGAUCCGAACGCGCUUCGAACGGUGGAAAUCAACGGCACGGAGGCGCAGUGUUGGCACGCGAGGAAGCUCAUCGAGAAGGGAGUCGUCGACCAAGGCGGCGCCCCGUGCGCGGAGGCGAGGGUGCAAAAAGAAGGCGAGAUCCCGGAUCUUCCCGCGUACUUACUGGAAUAUAAGCCCGGCGGGCAGACGCGCGACAGCGUCCGCGCGCGGAGGCGCGACCGCGGCGGCGGGGACCACGGGGACCACCGCGACGGGCGAGGACGCGCGGCGUAUCGCGACGGCCGCGAUCGCGACGGCGGCGGCCGCGAUCGCGGCGGCGGCGGCGGCGGCGGCGGCGGCGGCUACCACCCGUACGGCAGAGAUAGACGCGACGACCGCGCGGGGGGAGGAUAUUACGACGAUCGGAGGGGCGGCUGGGACGAUCGGAGAGGCGGCGGCUGGGACGAUCGGAGAGGCGGCGGCGGAUGGGACGACCGCGGCGGCUGGAACCGCGAGCGCGGAUAUCAGGAGCAAGAACGCGGCGGAUGGGGCGGCGGGUGGGACGGCGGCGGCGCGUACGGGCAGCAGCAACAGUGGGGCGGGCAGCAGCAGCAGUGGGGGCAGGGCCAGGGUGGGCAGCAGCCGCAGCAGCAGUGGGGCGGGCAGGGGCAGCAGCAAGGGUACGGCGGGGAGUACUACCCGGACCAGUACGGCGGCCGCGUCGACCGCGGCGGGUACGGGCAAAACGCCUACGCGGAGUACGGCGCGAAUCAACAGCAGGGGUACCCUAACCAGCAGCAGCAGUACGGGCAGCAGCAGCAGCAGCAGCAGGGGUAUCAGGGCGGGUACCCGCCGCAGCAGCAGCAAGGGAACUACCGCGCGGGGCCGUAUUGA
This is a messenger RNA of Micromonas pusilla CCMP1545, 2043 nucleotides long. RefSeq lists its product as uncharacterized. The transcript is spliced from 2 exons. Bases 1 to 2043 code for a protein of 680 amino acids. Gene Ontology annotation, molecular function: mRNA binding. NCBI's taxonomy places the organism in Eukaryota, Viridiplantae, Chlorophyta, Mamiellophyceae, Mamiellales, Mamiellaceae. Gene Ontology annotation, cellular component: nucleus; cytoplasm. Gene Ontology annotation, biological process: regulation of gene expression. The record is from RefSeq and is a predicted model, not a curated record.